This is a messenger RNA of Ziziphus jujuba (common jujube), 658 nucleotides long. RefSeq lists its product as uncharacterized. The record is from RefSeq and is a predicted model, not a curated record. Bases 270 to 602 code for a protein of 110 amino acids. The transcript is spliced from 2 exons. Lineage: Eukaryota; Viridiplantae; Streptophyta; Magnoliopsida; Rosales; Rhamnaceae.
ACACAUGUUUUUUCUUCCCCAAAGUUUCCAGAUAGCUAUUUCCACGUUAUUUCUCAUCCCCAGCAUUAUCUAUUAUUUCCACCCGUUAUUUCUCAUCCCCAAAAAGUGUCUAUUAUUUGCACGCGUUAUUCCCAUUUUCAAAAAGUGUAUAUAUAGUUUGUAUUUAGUUCUAAAUUCCACACACACACACACACACACACACACACAAAAUACACUAUUAAGUAUGAUAAGGAUCUAAAAAUCUGCAUCGCCAAUUGUUCCUGAACGCCAUGGAAGGGAGGGAUUUUUUGGUGGAAGGAGCGUUCGGAAAUGAUCAGACCGAUAAUCGAAAAAAGGUUCAACUCAUUGAUGAAACAGCAUUACUUCUUCUUCCAUUGAGCCAGCUCGUUCUUCAACUGGCAAUGAGAAUUUUAAAAAAGGAAGAACCUGAGCAGGAAGAUUCAGAAAUGAUAAAACAUAAUAGAAUAUUCAAGCAAGCUUCAUCAAAUGAGGGAAUUAAUGGAAAUCUGAAGGUCCUUAAGCAGCCGAUCAUGGCGUGGUUAGAAGAGCAAAUGGAUAUGGAUCCUGCAGCAAACUUAGUUAGCGAAAGCCAACAAAUUUAGAGAUCUAUCAAUGAAUUAAGAUUGGAUGGGAGAGUCUGAUCGGAUGGGAGAGACAG